Molecule: messenger RNA, 420 nt
Organism: Ceraceosorus guamensis
Lineage: Eukaryota; Fungi; Basidiomycota; Exobasidiomycetes; Ceraceosorales; Ceraceosoraceae
Exons: 1
Coding region: 19-243 (74 amino acids)
Source: RefSeq, a predicted model, not a curated record
AGGCUACCUGGUUCAAGCAUGCUGCUGCGCAAUCGCUCCAAUUCAAGGGUAUGUUUCGGCGUGGCAAGGUGCAUCGAGAAGAAGCAUCGAAGAACAUACACCGCUGUGUGGAUCGUGACCCUUUCGACCAUUCCUCUUCGGCGCAGGCCCGAUGCGAAGCUCGGCUGCAAGACCCUGCUCAGCCGACUUGAGCAUGCGACGACAUGUGGACUGAAGAAUACGCCGUUGCAACCGGCGCAAUGAGCCCAUCGGCUCUACACUUCCGAUUUCACGCGCCUCUGUGCCGAUGAAAGCGGCGGCGACGGCGGCCAUCUGCUCGUAAUUCAGCAAGGAUCGGGACGCCGUCGCGAUCUCGAAGGCAUGCAGGAGCAUGACGCGGGGUGAUAUCCCGACGUUGGUCCUUGUAUCAGAGCAUCUGCC